This is a messenger RNA of Aphidius gifuensis, 14794 nucleotides long. It is a transcript of the gene Pi3K21B, whose product is annotated as phosphatidylinositol 3-kinase regulatory subunit alpha. Gene Ontology annotation, cellular component: phosphatidylinositol 3-kinase complex. Gene Ontology annotation, biological process: phosphatidylinositol phosphate biosynthetic process; insulin receptor signaling pathway. NCBI's taxonomy places the organism in Eukaryota, Metazoa, Arthropoda, Insecta, Hymenoptera, Braconidae. The record is from RefSeq and is a predicted model, not a curated record. The coding region runs from base 7183 to 11559 and encodes 1458 amino acids. The transcript is spliced from 10 exons. Gene Ontology annotation, molecular function: 1-phosphatidylinositol-3-kinase regulator activity; protein binding.
CGAUAAAGUACUCGGGGGAAAAAAAAAAAUAGGAAAUAAGCCAGGAUACACACACAAGGGUGAGGGGAAGAAAGAAAUAAUAAUUAUAUUAAAAAUUUCUUUGUUGUAAAUCAAAACUGCCCAUUUAUUUAUUGACUUGAAAAUAUUUUUUUACUUUUAAAAUUUUUCUUUUUAGUAUUUUUCGGUUAAUUCCAAUUUUAGUUUUGAAUUUUUUUUUAUUUUUUUAAAUUUUAUUUUAUAUAUCUAUUUUGCAGGUAGCCUGUAUGCAGUUUAAUAAAUUUUUGUAAUAUUCCAAUUUCGGUAUAGACAACAACAACACGCGAGAAAAAAAUAUAUAUUUUUUUUUUCAUUGGUUUUUAUACAUUGGUUGAACGUGAUAUAUUUCAUAUCAUAACAUUUUUCCAAUAACACUGAUAUCUACAUAGAUCCGAGUCGCAUCUCUCGAUAACUCGUUAAUCUUUUUUUAUUUAUAAAAAAAUUUUAUUUAUAUUUAAUUUAUUUUUUUAAUAAUUUAAAAAACAAUAUAUUUUUAUUUGAAAAUCAAAUUUGUUUUGACUACAAAUAUGAUAAGAUGAAAAUAUGAAAAUAAAAAUUCUUUAUGCUUAAUUUAAUAUUUAAAAAUAAAAUUGAUAAUAAUUUAUUUUUAAAUAAAUGAAAAAUCAGAUGAGGCAAUUGAUGUGCAAUUUUCAAUUGACGCAGAUGUUGUUUAUUAUGAAUAUGAAGAAAUUAUUGUUUUGAUUAUUGCAAGCUCAUGCAAGCUCUCCAUCACAUUUUAAAAACAAACAAAAAAACACAAAGUAUAAAUUAACACACAAUAUAUCACGUAUGAAAACAAAAAAAAACAAAAAAAUAAUGUAAAAAGAUUUUUAAAAAACCAUAAACGGUGUGUGAUUGAAAAUUGUUUGUGCGCAAGUUAUAUUAUAAAAACGGAAAUAUCCGAAUGAUAUUCGAGUAAAAUUCGUACUUGCAUGUUGCUACUGGUGAUGAUGGUGCUGGUAAUAUUGCUGGUGGUGGUGAUGGUGGUAAUGGUGGUGCGGUCUCAUCGAAAAGAUCUCACUAGAAUCGAUCCAAUACUCAACCCAACUACAUUACAAUAUACAUAUCUAUAUUCUCAUAUUUUUUAUUGACUCUAUUUUUUUUAUUUUUAUAUACUUUUUAUUUUCUUUGUUCAUUUGAGUAUACUAGUUUGGUAUUAUUUAUUUUUUCAUUUUAUUCAAUCAACAAAAUUGACUAUUUUUAUUUUCACAAAAUUUUGUGGUUUAGAAUUUAUUGAUGAUCGUUUUAGUUGUUUGUCGAUAAGAAAAUAUAGCAUUGCCAUCUUAAGAACAAAAGAGACAAAUAAAAUUUAUAUCUAUACCCAAUGAAAAAGAAAACAAAUGGAUUAUAAAAAAUAUAAAAAAAGAGACAUCAUUUUGCUUCUGUACGUGAUUCUUAAAUCUAUUAAAUUUUAUGAUGUAUUUAUAUAUAUUUUUUAAAGCUUUAUUAUUUUAAUAAAUAAAAUAUAUAUAAAAAAUUAUAUGAAAUAAUAAUAAAACGACCCUAUCCAACUAUGAUAUUUCGACCUUGAUUGUAAUAUAUAUAAAUAUUUGGUGAAACGCAUGCGCAUUUUGUGUUUGAUCAUCUCUCAAACAAGGAGCAACCAUACAACCCAUUCCAACAUCUUCAGCCGUGACCCCCUGGAAAGUUGCUUUUCACUUUCAUGCCCUCAACACGUUUCACUUAUUUUUUAUUAUUACUCUUUUUUUUUUUUAUUCUAUUUCGAUAUCGUUAUACCUUUUGCAAAUUACCAAAACGUUACAACAAUCAUCACAUGAUUUUUUAUUUAUUUUUAAAUGUGAUAAAUUUAGCAUGUAAUAUACAGUAGUUGAAAACAAUCAGAGCGGAAAAUAUGAUGAUAAUGUUUUUUAAAUUUUUUUUUUAAACAAAAAAAAAUAAUAAUUUAAUGGAAAGAUAUAUAAAUUUAUCUUUCACAUGCAUAUGCUUGUCGACACUUUGAAGUUCUGCUCUGUCAAAUUCAACUGUCCAGUACAUAUGAAAUGAAAAAAAAUAUAAUUAAUUUUAUUAUAUUUUAAAAAUAAUAUUAUUAUAUAUAAAUAAGAGAAAAUUAAAUUAUUAAUAUAGAAUUUUAUUAUAAUUAUUUUCAAUUAGUUUUUAUAAAUUUCUUUUUUUAUAGUUAGUCUCUUAAGUACAUUUAAUCAUAGUAAAUAAAAGUAGGUAAAAUAAAGCAAAUACUAAAAUCCUCCCUGAGGGUGAUUUGAAGAGAAAAAAAAAGUUGUUAUUUAAAAAAAAAAAUAAUAAUAAUAAAUUUCGUGAAUUAAAAAUACAAAAGGUCUGAAUAAAAUUUUAGAAAAAAAAUGAAUUUUGACAUUAUCAAAAGAGCUUGAUUUUUCUAUGAACAAGGUCACAGUAGAUUAUCGUAAUCCUCAGGAAAGAAAUAUAUAAGAGUAAAAAUAGAAAAAAAAAAAAUAAUUUUGAAAAAAGAAAAAUGUAUAUGUUGAGCCCUAGGGAGUGUAUAAGAUCGAGUGAUGUCUCGAUGGAAACUUCCAACGAAGAAUUCACGAGUAGUGCAUGUUGAAGUGCAAAAAAAGCAAAAAAAAAUUACAAGAGAGAGCUUGAGAGAGCGAGAGAAAGAGAAAGAGGAGUAAAAAAGUGAGAAAAAGACUUUAGAAUCUCGUGAUUUCAAACAAUCGAUAUGGUUGCCAGCUGGGCUUCGUUUUUCCCGGGGCACCAACCAAGCCCAUCACGUUACUGUACGUAAAAGGCCACGAUUUCAACCGAGAAUAUACGAAUUUUCCACGAUGUUAUAUGUUCGGUGGAAUACGGUGAGUUAAUUCGUUCGUUGAUUCGCGGCACGAACUGGACUAUUAUCCGAACAUCGCGAACCGGCCGGUCAGCUGUAAGUCGAGCUGACUCUACCGCAGAAGAACUGCUCCGAAACAAGCCGGGUGUACGUGGAUAUAUAAAAAAUUUAAUAAUUUAAAAUAUAAAAAUUGUUUUAUAAUAUAUAUUAUUUAUUUUUUAUUUCAAUUAUAAAUUAUAUAGUAGUGUUAACUCACAUGAGCUUUAAUGUAACACGCCAAAUGUAUUAAAACAAGUCUGAUAACAAAAAAAAAAUUAUUAAUACAAUGGUAAAUAUAUAAAAUGCAAAUAUCUAAUAUAAAACAUAACAAUUAUGAUUAAAAAAAAGAAGAAAAAAAAGAAAAUAAAUUUAAUUAAUGAAAAAUUUGCAGUAAAAAAAAAAAGAAAAUCAUUGCAAAGUGUUUUUUGACAUGAAAAUUAAAUUUACAUGAUGAUUUUUGUCUUGGGGGCCAAAAUAACAAUAAAUACCUAUUAAAAUCAUUGCUAAUUUUGUGUGUAUUUGAACAAAGAAAAAAAAAAUAUAUACAGCUAUCAAUACACGUGAAAAAUAAUUUUGAAAAAUAAUAGAGAAAUAGACAAAGGGCAAUAGAACAAGAGAGAUAAAAUAAACGAUAGAGUGAUAUAAAAGAGUGAGUAAGUGAAUAAAAUUAAAAAAAAAAAAUUGAAAUAAAGAAAUAAAAAAGAUUGGCAGCUAAAGAAAUGCACAUAGAGUAUAAAGAGUGAGUGAGAUAUGAAAAAAAAAUAAGCGGUAUAAGAGAGCCAGCAGGCGAGUGCAAGUGAGAUAAUACAAACGAGUGCGAGCAGUGGGUCUGUUGGGUGGUAAGGUGGGGAAUUAACGGGGCAAAAAGGGGGUUAGAGACGAAAGGAAUAAUAAAAAAAAAAAAAAACGAUAGAGAGAGAUUCGAUGAGAGAGAAAAACGCUAGAUUGUGAGAUAGAGAGAAAUAGAGAGAGCUGGCAGGCAGGCAGAGAGAAGACGACGACAACGGCUGUGCUUGUGAAGCUGGCAGUCCAACUCGCACGACCUCGCGACACGGAUCGGAGCAAUUUUGCUCGUAAUACACUUACACAAACACACACAGACACACGAAAACGCGAGAGAGAAUAAAAACGUAAAAAAAAAAAAGUGCACAGUGUCUAUCCAGCAACAAAAGAAAUUAACUAAAAAAAAAUAUAUAUAAUUACUGUAACAAAGAUAAUAAAUGAUAUGAAAAAAAUUAAUUUAAUCAAGUUACAUCAAAUCCAGAAGAAAUAAAAAUAUAAUUACAAUUUAUAUUUAUAUAUUGAGAGCUAGAAAAAAAAAGGAUUAUUAUUUAUUAUUUAAAAAUCCUCAUUGAGCGUGUAUAACAAAAUGUGCCUGGAUUUUGGAGCAUUCGCGGUGGUUGGUUGAAACAUUCAAAAAAAAAAAAUUACACAUACAUACACACCAAUACAAUAUACACUCUGUGUUUCUAAGGGAAAAAAUUGAAAUAAAAAAAGUAGUAUAAUAAAGAACAGAAAUAUAAAAAAUAAAAAAAAUUACCGGUGAAAUAAAAAAUAAAUUAUUUAAACGUGUGAGAGUGCGUUAUAAUAUAUAUAUGUAUAUGAAAAGAGAGAGAGUUUUGCGUCAAGAAGACAAGUUUUUGUGUGUAUAUAUAUAUAUGUGAUUAAUACAGUAACACACAAGGGAACCGGCAAUAUUAUACCUCGAAAACAGGCUGAUCGGAAAAAUUGAGUAAAGUACUUGCAGACACGAUCCAUAUUAAACGCUCGUGACAAGCGUGAAUAGCCUUGUUUUAAAAUGAAAUUAUUAUAAAAAAUUUUUUAAAAUAACUUGAGAUUGACAAAAGAAUGAUAUUUUAAAUAAACAUACUUGAUAUGAUAAUUGAGUAUUGUAAAUAGUCAGAUAAAUUGUGAUGAAAAUUUACAGAUAAUAUUAAUGGAAUAUUUGACCUGAAACAAUGAUAGAAGAAAGGAUUUAUUACAAAAAAUUUGUGCUAAGUCUUAUUAAUAAAGACAAGUGUGUUUUUAAAUGAAAUAAAAAUAUUAGGUGAAGUUUUUUUUGAAAAAUUAUGUGAUUAAUCAAUACAUUGAUUAUAUCAUUGUUUUAUUUAAAUAAAAAAAAAAUUAUUUAUAUUUUUUUUACAUUUUCCGACGAGUGCAAGUUUAAAGUGAAUGUUUUUUUAAUUUUCAAUUUUAUAUUUUAAAUAAUUUUUAAAAUUGUGAAGUUUUCAUUCCAUUGGAUAAUUGAUUAAAUACAACAAUUGAAGAUAAUGUAUGAUUAAAAUUAUUAUUUUAAAAUUUAUAUAUCAAUGAAAUUUUAGAAUCGUCCAAAAAAAUUUUUUGAUAUCACAGUUUCACUGUGUUACCGACCGGUCGUUGCAUCGCGCGAUCGACCGAUAAUUUUCUGGUUAUAUACAAGGCACAUAACCCAGGGUGGCAACAAGCUUCCAACAAUUUAAAUGCAUCUUAAAAUUUCAAAAAAUAAAUUAUUUAUAAAUUGUAAAUAUUUUUUUUUUUUGUAAUUUAAUUUUUAAAUAUUUACAAAAAUAAUAAUUUCAAAUAUUACUGGAAAUAUUAAAUUAUACAUAAAAGUGCAUUAAGUUGUUGUGUGUUAUCAGUGUACCACUUAAUCAGUGUGAAAUAAUAAUUAAAAAAAAAAAGAUAUAUCACUCAAUUUUAAUAGCAGUUACAAAGUCGUACAAAAAUAAAUAAUAUAAAUUCAAGAAUCAUCAAGGAAUCAAGCAACUCUCUCAAGACUGGGCUUAUAUUUUUUUUCAAAAUAAUUUUUUCAUCUUCAUCUUGAAUCCACUCCACUGUGUGUGUAUGUGUGUUGUGUCGCGUUUUAAAUAUAUUUUUUUCUUUCAUAAUUUAUAUAUAUUUCUCAAGAUUUUUUUUUUUUUUUAUGACUUUGUCUCGUCUCUCUGUUACGCACUCAUCCUCAAGUCUGCCUCGUAUCAAGACAAUUUGACUGUGGAAUUAUUGCUACACACAAGAAAUCGACUGUGAGUUAAAUUUGUAUAUUUUUUUUUUAAUUUUCGUUUCAUCGUGUGUGUGUGUAAAAAGGGGAUAGGCUGAUAUUAAAAAAAAUCUAAAAAAUCAGCAAAAAUCAAGAAGAAGAAAGAAGAAGCAAGAGAAAAUAUUAAGGAGUGGAAUGAAGAGGCUACUUUUUUUGAGGGACCCAUAAGCGAUGACCUUCGAAAAAUACACGAGGCUGUUGGAAGAAGAAGUAUCUUUCGGUUUCCGUGUCGAGCACGCGACCAAAGCGGCGCCAAACUCAAGAAAAUAAUAUAUAUAAAUAUACGUGGCUCAUUUGAGCCUUGAAACGGUAUAUCCUGUCACUAAUUUCAUCCAUGCUUUAAUGCUAAAAUUGAUAAAACCUAUAAACAUAUAUCAAAUAAAUAAAACACAAUUUUUUUUACUUAAAAUUUCUUUCAUCUUUCUGCAAUUUUAAAAAAUAUUCGAAAUUAGCUAUCAAAUAUAUAUUGUGUCCAUAUUUGUGAUAAAUUUAAAAGUUGAAGUAAAAAAAAAAACAAUGAUUUGUUUAUCAAUGAUAUUAUUUGAAAAUAAAUAUUUGCUAAAAUAAUAGAUAAACAAAAAUGAGAUAAGAUAAAAAGAAUGAAAAAAAAAGUAUAUGCAGACCCUUUAACGUGCCUUGGAAACGAAGAGAUUCCUCUCGCAUAUCAUCUUGAUCGAGACUGUUCCUCUUGUUACCUCUGUGGAACACUACGCAAGAAGAAUUGUAUGUACCCCGCCUUUAUUAAACCGGUUUAACUUGGCUUCGUGAAACUCGCGUUAACAUUGGUCGCGUUGUGGGAAGCAUGAGUCCAUAAAAAGAAUGAUAUAAAAAAAAAAAAAAUAAUAAAUAAAUUAUAUAUAAAAUAAUAAUAUUUAAAAAAAAAAAAAAAUAAAGGUAAUAAAAAUUUACAAGAAAGAAACGGCGUUACACAAGAGUAAUCGAGGAAGAAAAAAUUAAAAUAUUACACCAAAAGUAGUGAUACAACAACAAGACACAAGUGAUGAAUUUAAUAUUAAAUUUUGCUGAUUAAAGAAAAUAUUUAAUUAAGAAGAAAGAGUCAAAAUUUUAGUAGAAACGAAAAAAAAAAACAUUGAACUGAAUUAAUUAAUAAAUUAAUUAAAAAAAAAAGAUAAAAAUCAUAAUUAAUAAUGCAAAUAAAGAUAGAGAUUUAUUCAACAGUUAAUAAUUUGAUAAUAAUGGAUGAAUUUGAUGAUGUUUAUCAUGAUAAAACUGUUAAAAUAGUUUGAAAUAAAUAAAAAACAAAAAAAAAAAAAUAAUAAUACCUGAUUAAAUAAUCUAAUGACAAAAGUAUUGUACGUAAUUAGUAAUGAAGCAGGCGAACGAUUCGCCGAAAACUGCCCAACUGCAGUCAAUGGUACUGACAGUAAGGCAAGGUCAUCAAGAAAUAUACAAUCGUCAUCAGAAUCAAAUUGAAAAUACAAUAAUUGAUAAUAAUAAUAAAUCAAUAAUAAUAACAAAAUCACAACAACAAAAAAAUUGUUCACCUAAAAAAGAAGAGCAUGAUUUGAAGAGUAAAACUUCAACUGUCAUGUCACGGAUGCUUGCAAUUGAUGCUGAUAAUUAUAUGCUACGUAAAAGUUCAAAUAAUAGCACAACAACAACAACAUCAACAACAUCGUCAACACCUACAACAACAACAACAAAUAAUAGUAAUUUGCCAAUGUCAACAGUUCCAGUAACUGUAGUAUCAUCAUCUUCAUCAUCAUCAUCAUCAUCAUCAUCUCCAGCAUCAUCACCACCUUCAACAUCAGCAAUAACAAUAAAUUUAUCAUCACGUGGUUAUACAAACAAUAAUUGUCAACAAAUUAAUAAAACAAAAAAUAUUCAAAUAAUUGAUGAACAACAAAAAAAUAUAUCAUUUGAUAACUUGUCAUGCUCUUCAUCACCUGGCAAUGAAUUUGCCCAAUCAUUUACUUCCUCAGUUGGUCUUUUACAUACCCAACAAAACCAGUCAAUAUUGCAUGGUAACAAUGUCGACCAACAGCAACAUCAUCAUCAUCACCAUCAUAAUCAACGCAAUACUACAAAAUCACGCAGUAUUGCUGGUGGUUAUCAACAAAAUCGUCGUAUAAAUAAUCAAUCUCAAAUGAAUAAUUUAAAUACAUCAUCAUCAUCUUCUUCAAAUGAAGCCAGCAUUAAUAAUAAUAAUAAUAAUAAAAUUUAUAAUAAUAGUAAUAAUAACACCAAUAGUAACAACAGCAAUCAUAUUAAUGAAGAAAAUGGCUGUGUUUCACCCGUCCUGUUCACAAAUGAUAAAAUCAACGACUCGUCCACUUCCUCUUCAUCAUCAUCAUCAGUAUCAGUAGCAACAGCAACAACAACAGCAGCAUCAUUGACGUCUUUGUCAUUUAACAAUCAGAAUAAUAAUAUCAAGAAUAAUCAGCCAUUGAUUGGCAAUAAUCUUGAUGAAUUAAAUACACUGACAAAUAAUAAUAAUAUUGUUGUUAAUGAUAAAUCAUUAAAAUUGGCCGGAAUCCAAUUUAACAAUGAUAAUACAUUUAAUAAAAAAAAUGAUUAUUCAAAUAAUGAUAUUGUUGAUAUAAACAAUAAAUAUAUACCAAUAUGUGCACGUUUAUUAUCAUUUCAUCAUGAUAUAUGCUGGUGUAAAAAUAGUUUUAAUAAUAGUUAUGAAAAAAGUGUUGUUAAUAAUAAUAAUAAAUUAACUGAUUUAUCAUCGUCAUCAUCAUUAUCAUUGUUGAAUAUUGAUGAUAAAAAAAUUGAUAGGGAUAUUAAUAAUGAUAAUGAUAUACUUGUUAAUUGUGAAAAAAAAAUUAACAAUGUUAUUAUUAUUAAUAAUAGUAAUAAAAAUAUUAAUGAUGAUUUAAUACCGAGGGAUAAUGGCAAUUGCAAUAGUCAUAAUGGUUUUAUGAAAAAUAAAAUUUUUAUAAAUGACAAUUUAAAUGAUGAUAAUAAUAUUAAUAUUAAAAAAUUAACAAUUUAUAAUAAAAGUGAUUAUUGUGAUUAUAAUUAUAAUAAUUGUUGUUGUAUGUGUGGUACAAUGUGUUCUGUAGACUGUCAUGCCUGUUUUCACAUCGUAUGCACGGAAUUCAGUGGUCAACAUCUGUGCAAAUGGGAUACCAAGGGUCAUGCGCUUCCCGGACAAUUAUUUGACAAGGACAAGCCUGUCAGUGAAUGGACAAGUUUAAAUGUUGUUGAGUGGAUGUCUGCACUAAAUCUUUAUCGAUAUGCUGAUGUAUUUAAAUCAAAGGACAUUAAAGGUGCUGAUCUUGUACACUUGGAUAAGGAUAAAUUGAUGAAUAUGGGAAUUAAGGAUGAGUUCCAUCAGAAGAAUAUACUGUUGUGUAUUGAAGAACUUUGUCGACCAACAUCAUCAUCAUCUACAAUCGAUCGUGGAUCAUUGGCGAGUGAUGAUGACACUAGUUCAUGUGCUGAUUCAGCAAUUGGACUUGGUAACACUGGUGUUAAACAUGAUCUUGUGCCACAAAGUUUCAGUGUAUUAGAAAAAUGUGAUAAAUGCAAUAAAUAUCUUCGUGGAUUGUUGCAUCAAGGAUUUCUUUGUCAAGUCUGCGGUUUGGUAGCCCACAGAACAUGCUCAGCAACGGGUCUUCCUGCCUCUUGUCAACCACCAGACGGCGAAGGUCGACAAAGCCGAAUAAUUUCAGUUUUUGGCCUUGCACUCUGUUCGCAAUUUGACAUUACAACAAGACAAGCACCAUUUCUGGUUGAACGAUGUACUCGAACUCUUGAAGAACGUGCAGAAUAUGAUUCAACACUUGAUCUUUACAAGGUCUAUCAUAACAGUCCACCGAAUGAACAGAUUAUUGAAUUACGAGAGAAACUUAAUCAAGAUAUCAAUGCUGACAUCAGUUCAUACAGUCCCCAGUGUGUUGCAAGUGUACUGAAAAAAUUUUUACGUGAAUUACCAGAUCCAGUUAUUCCUGUUCAGUGGUAUGACAGAUUUUUAAAAGCUGCUGAUAAUCUUGCUGGUGCAAAUACCGAUGAACAAUGUGCUGCAAAAUUAAGUCAACUAGCAAGUGAACUUCCGGGGCAUCAUAAAACUACAUUAUAUUAUCUGAUGACACAUUUUUGUCGUAUUUGUAAACUACAACAUUCACGUGGAUAUACUGAACCACCAACAUUACUUGUACAAGUACUUUGUCAUAUACUUCUUCGACCACCUUGGGAACAAAUAAUAAAAGUUGUACAUAAUACAGAGGCACAUAUACGUAUUAUUGAACUGUUAUUACUUUAUGGUAAUUGGGGUGAAAAACUGCCGGAAUUUGCAAGUGCACCACAACCACCACCACGAAAAGUAUCAAGACCACAAUUUCCAGUUAUUGAACGAUCUAUGUUGGUUGAUGAAGAUGGUGGUUAUGGUGGUUCAAUCAGUAGUGAAAGACCCAUAAGUACUGAUUCAAAAGAUUUUCAACAACAAAAACCUCGUACAUUGCAAGAAGCUGAAUGGUAUUGGGGUGACAUAACACGUGAAGAAGUUAAUGAUAAAAUGAUGAAUGCACAAGAUGGUACAUUUUUAGUUCGUAAUGCAUCAUCUGGAGGUGGUGAAUAUACUCUAACACUACGUAAAAGUGGAUCAAAUAAGCUAAUAAAAAUAUGUCAUAGAAAUGGUAAAUAUGGUUUUUCCGAGCCAUAUAAUUUUAAUUCAGUUAUUGAUCUUGUUGAUCAUUAUCGUAAUUGUUCAUUGGCACAAUAUAAUUCAAUACUUGAUAUAAAAUUAUUAUAUCCAAUAUCAAAAUACCAAGUUGAUGAAGAUGUUGCAUUAAUAAGAGAUGAUGUACCAAAUUUAGUACGUCGUUAUCUUGAAAUAUUUGAUGAUUUAAAUGUACUAGAAGCAAUGAUGCAUAAAUAUAAUGAUGAAUAUAAAAGAAUAACAUAUGAAAUUGAAAUAAAACGUCAAGCAACUGAAGCAUUUACUGAAGUUAUUAAAAUGUUACAAUUACAAAAUACAUUACAAGAACAAUUUAAAGCUGAAGCACAACCACAUGAAGAAGAUAGAUUAAAAAAAAAUUCUGAUGUAUUAUUAUCACGUUUACAUGGUAUGAAUAUUAGUCAACAACAAUUAUCAAUGGAUUUAGAAGCACAAAUAAUUGAACAUCGUAAAUUUGAACGUGAAAUACAACAAGCUAAAUUUGAAAUGAAACAAGUUAUUAGACAAAAAGAUAUACUUUUAAAUUGUUUAUUACAAAAUAAUGUGUCAUCAACAAAAUUAGCAACAUUAACAUUACAACAUGGAAAAAAAUUAUCAAUUGAUGAACUUGGUAUACAAGAUAUACAAGAAUUUGAUUUAAGUAUACAUGAAGAUGAAUCAACAUGGCAAAAUUUUGAUUGUUCAAGAUUAGAUGUUGAUCGUGUAUUAAAAGGACGUCCAGAUGGUACAUUUCUUGUUAGAAAAGCACAAACUGGUCAAUUUGCAUUAUCAAUUAUGUGUAAUAGUACAAUAAAUCAUUGUAUUAUUUACGCAACAGAACGUGGUUUUGGUUUCGCUGAACCAUACAAUAUACACGAAAGUCUAGUGCAUCUUGUAAAACAUUAUGCACAAAAUUCACUAGAAGAGCAUAAUGAUCAAUUAAAAACAACACUUGCAUAUCCAGCAUAUGCAACUGAAGAACAACUUUCAAAAUUAUAUGAACAACAAAGAAUAAUAAAUGCGCUAAAUGAUAAUCAAUUUGAAAUUGAUACAUUUGAUUUACAAAUGAAUGAUUAAAUAAAUUAUUUAAAUAUAAAUAAAUAUAUUUAAAAAUACAUACAUCACCAUUGAAUGAUAGGCUACGUUUUUACAACAAAAAAAGAAAAGAAAAUAAAUACUGUGUGAUUUUUUUUAUUGAUAAAAAGUGAUUUUAAAAAAAUGCUUAAAAAGUAAUAACAACGUAUGAAGUAUAUACGUUAACGUACGCUUUAGAAAAGCGUGAAUUUAAAAAAAAAAAAAUAUAAAUAAUUACCCCGUCUGUCUUGCCACUUCAAGUCAGUACUUCCGUGAAAAUUAAAACAAGUAAAAUAAAUAUUUAAAGAUAAGUUUAUUCCCUAUUAAUUGCUAAGUAUUAUCCAUCACAUCCAGAUGGAUACAACAAAUUUAAAAAACAGUCCAGUGCAUUCACAUUAGUGUAAAAAAAAAAUAUACUGUAACGUCUUUUAAAAGCUGAAAAGUUUGAAACAACUCAUCGCCAUCCUUUCAAAUUCAUUCUCCAUUGGUACAACGAAUUUUUUUCUGUAGAAAAAAAAGAAAUUUAUAUUUAAAAAACACACAAGACGGAGAAUUAUUUAUACGUAAUCUAAGUGCUGUGCCAGCCCAUGAAGUGCGCCCUGAGUGAGUUCGCAAAAUGGGUUUUAUUGAUAUACAUAUAUAAUUAAAAAAAAAACUUUUUUUUUUUUUUCAUUUUUUUUUUUUCUCGUAGAUUAACUAUCUGUGAUUUUCAAUCGAUAAGAUGAAUGAUGGUUUUUUUUUUUUUUUUAUUUUUUUCGAAUAUUUGUUGUUUCUUAUAUAUGUUUCUUGCUAUUAAACUUUUUAAAUCACAAAAUAAUAUUAAUACUAGAUAAUAAUAGGAAAAAAAAAAAAAUAUGUAAAGAAAAAUUAUAAAAAAACAAAAAAAAUUAAGAAAAAAUUUAAAAAAAAAAAAAACAAUUGUCCUUGUGUUGAGCACAGGGGUUUUAGUCGUCGAUAUAUUAAUACUUAAAAUAUCGCUUCAAAUGUCAAAUAAAAAAUAAUAUGAGAAACAUAAAAAAUUUAAUUAUAAAAAAGGAAAAAAAAAAAAAACAAAAAAAAUUCUAAGCGUAUAGUGAUGGUAGAAAGAUAAAAAAAAAAUAGAGAAAGGAGACUCGUCUCGUAUCUCUUGUAAUCAGAGCAAUUUUUGUAUUCAUUUAAAUGAUUAAUCAUGGACCCAACGUAAUUGUUGUAAAUGUCCAAUUUUUUUAUACGGUUAAUCCGUGAUAAUAAUAUAGAAAAAUGAGUGAAUGUGUGUGUGUGAUUGAAUGCCUGUAAAAUGACGAGAGAAAGAGAAAGAUAUUUGAUGAAUUUAUAUUCAUAUUAUAAAACAAAAAAAAUAUAUAUAUUAAAAUGAUAUAUUAUAUAUUAAUAAUAAAACAAAGCAUGCAUGUUAGUACGCACGUAAAUAUUGCCCUAAAUUAUGUCAUCAAUUUUAAAUAACAAGGGCUGGCGUUAUUUUUUUUUUUUUAAAUAAUUAUUAUUGUAAAACGCCAAUUGUGCUAUUUACCUAAUUGUUGUGCACGACGUAGAAUAACAAAUUGAUUCCUUAUCUAUACUGGAUUGAUAAUCUUGUCUUUUAUGUUAAAUUUUUUAUACAAAAAAAACAUUUUUCUAAAAAUUUAUAAAAUAUUUUUUUUUCUAUUCAUUUUCAAUUAUUUUGUCAAUGUUUUUUUAUUAUUUAAAAAAAUAUUUUAUUGACUUUGGUUUUUUUAAUUUUAAUCAAUGAUGAAUGUUGUGAAAUUUAUUGUUUAUCGAGCGGUCAAUAAACUUUAAAUUUACAUUUACAUACAACAAAGAUUAUAAUUAAAAAAGUUUAACAAGUAUUUUUUGUUUUAUAAAAAAAUUUUGACGACAAAAUAAAUCAAUUAGAUUAUGUAAAAAGCUGAAAAUUGUAAAUAAAAAAAUAACAAUUAACAUUAUUUAAAAAUGAAAUAUAAUAACAUGAAAGACAUGGAUUAAUAAUGAAGGCAAUGAUGAUGAGAUAAAAUGAAGAAAAUUGUAAAAAAUAUAAAAAAAAUUAUAUAGACAAUUAAUUUUUAGAAUUUAAAAGUAAAAAAAAAUGAAAUUAAAUAUAAUAGAAUCAUGAUUUAAUAUUGAACAUGCUCGAAGAAUUGUAAUAUAUGUAACAUUAAUUAGAUUUAGAAGCUCGUUUAUUAUUAUUUUUCUUUUUUACAAAGUUACGUGCAAAAAAAAAAAAAUAUGAGGGGGGUGGGAUUGGGGGAAAAAAAAAGAGAUAAAAAUUAACAGAGAUUACACACAAACGUGCUGGAUACAAUUUAAUAAAUUUAUGUAGUUGCAGGCAAUCUGUUUUUUGACUCUUUUUUUUUCUUUUUUUUUUAACUGAAAUAUAUAAAUAAAUAAUAAAACGUAUGAAAAAAAAAAUAAACAAAUAAAUUAAUUAUAUUAAAUAAAUAACAAAUGAUGUAUUAGCGCCACUUUAAAUAGUGCUGGUGACGACAGUGUUUCUCGAGCACAAAAAACGAGCGUACUACAAUUUAUAAAUGCAUGUGAGUCUCUUGAAGGUGCUCCUGUGAUAAUAAUAAAAACAAAAAUAAAAAGUGAAAUUAAAUAAUGAAAGAAAACUUGAGUCAAAUAAAUUGAGAUACAUAAUUUUAAAUUUAAUCACUUUGAUGUAAUAAGACAAAAAAAAAAAACUAAAAAAACAAAAAAAAAAAACAAAAUGAAUUAUGAGUGUGUGUGUUUUUUAUUAUUGCUGGUGCAAUCGUUCAUGAUGUUUCUCAAGUCAAGUUAAUAUUUUUCAUCGGCUAUCUGAUUAUUAUAAUAUAAAAAAAAAAAUAAUAAAAUAAAAUGAAUAAUCUCAAUAAUUGAUGUCGAUUAAAAGACACAUUAAUAAUUGAAUAUUAAUUUUUCCUAAACUUUAUUUUUUCCUAAACUUUAUAAAUAUAUAUAUAUUUUUUAAUUUAAUAAUAUUAUUAACAUCGUCAUUUUGUUAAAUUUCGAAAACAAAUGAGCAACAUGAAAAACUCAAUUAUAUUUUAUAAGAAAUUAUUCAUUUAAAAAUUUACUCCGGCUGGUUCGGUGAGGAUAUUUUUUUUAUUUUAUUUUUUUUUUUUAUUUUAUCAUUGAAAAUUUUUGUGGAAGCUGGAGAUAUAAUGAAAAUUUAAAAUUUUUAUCAAAAUGCUUGAGGCUAAAAUUUAGAUAUACCAUUGGGACAUGUGUUGCCACAACUUGAUCAAAAAAAAAAAAUUUUUUUUACUUAUUUUUGUGACUGGGGUUU